GGGAAGAGCGGAACUAUAGUUGGCUAAUCUCUCUCAUCCACUCGGUCUUCUAACAGCGUUGCACAGGUCCUCUCUAGGUAAACAUGGAAGGACAUCGGGACAUUCAGUGCUGUUUGUUAUGAUGUGUGAACUGUCACUCAUUGAACUUUAUCCGAGCACGAUGAGCGGCUGCAGUUCAUUUGCAUAGUGUGUUGUUUUGAUCAUGAAGAACAGCGCCAUGUCACAACAGGAGCUCUUUGUGGACUCACCGCCGGCGGGUCCCGGUGCGAGUGAAGCCGGGGGAGGAAGCCGGGGCAGAAGCCGCCUGGGUCUCGUCGUCACGGGGAUGCUGGGAGGGUCGCUGGUCGCCCUGUACGCGGUGGCAGCUCCGUUUGUGGCCCCGGCCCUGAGAAAGAUCUGCCUCCCGUUCGUCCCCGCGACCACAGCCCAGGUGGAGAAUGUCCUGCAGGCGCUGCGGGUCAGGUCAGGCUCUCUGUUGGACAUAGGGAGCGGAGAUGGACGGAUAGUGAUAGCAGCAGCCAAGCAUGGCUUUCGGGCUUCAGGCUUUGAGCUGAACCCCUGGCUGGUGUGGUAUUCCCGCUACAAGGCCUGGAGGGAGGGAGUCCACUCCUCAACCUCCUUCCAUAUCUCUGACUUGUGGAAGGUCAGUUUUGCUCAGUACUCCAAUGUUGUCAUUUUUGGAGUCCCUCAAAUGAUGGACCAGCUGGAGCUGAAGCUGGCAAGGGAGUUGCCGAGUUCAGCCAGGGUGGUGGCCUGCCGCUUCCCCUUCCCUACCUGGGUCCCUGAACAUACUGCAGGGGAGGGCAUAGACACUGUUUGGGUGUACAAUGCCAAGACGUUUAAAUCACAACUGCAACAAGGGAUGACAAGACAGACAAUGACCACAGCCCAGGAGGACACAUGAGACAUACACACAAGUGCAAAGCAUUAGAUUUGGCUGUGAGGUGUCACUGGGAAUUGUCAUCAUUUGAACUGUUUUCAUGUUUUUACCUCUGCAAAGGAGGUUUUAUUUUUGUCUGCUCUUGGAUACAGCUGAAAUGGUUGGAAAAGAUUGAAGCACUUAAAAAUACCCCUUAAAUAAAUGUAUGUGUCUGCCUGUUAGGAUGAUUACGCAAAAACUGCUGAAACAAUUUCCAUGAAAUUGUGUGUGUGGGGGGGGGAUGCAAAGAACCCAUUAAAUGUUUGACCUUUUAAUGUGUCAUGUUAGUUUCUUAUAAAGCUGAAUAUCACAAAGACUACUAGAUGUAUUACCCUGAAACUUGGUGGAAGGAUACAUUAUGAGUCAGUAAAGAAACUGGUAAAUUUUGGUGUGGAUCCGGAUUAGCAGUGGGAUUUUCUUUUCAUACUGACAGAUAGGGACUUAUUAGUUCUCAGACAAUUAUUCUUGGAUAUAUGACCUUGUACAAUUUGUAAUAUGAAUCGAGUGAAUUUGAAUUCCAUAUUAGGGGUUUUGUUCCAGGAGGUUUAUAAUGGGCUCCGAAUGUGACACACUUCUCAGUCAUGGUGUCAACUCAGUUCAGGCUGUCCUACACACUGCACUAACUCUGUGGCUUCCAGGGAUAGAUCACAAAAAAAUGGAAAUUCACUCAUUAUCUUCUCACCACUAUAUUGAUGAAAUGUUAGAUUCCACAAAACAGAUUUUCAGGGGUGAACAACGUUGAAGCCAAAUCCAAUACUGUCAAAGUAAAUGGUGACCAGUUCUUCAAACGUAUUUGCGCAUAUUUGGCUACUUUUUUUAUUAUGGCACUGACAACCUGCUCAUAUUAAAUGUUUUAGAAGUCCUUGAGAUGUGACACAGUUCACGGUGACCCCCACUGUCUGUGUGUCAAGUGUCAGAUACAUGGAUUUAGAUCGUCCGUUACCUCAUUCCUUCUUGCUAUAUACUUGCUUGUAUCAGAAGGCAAAGUAAAAAUGGCAGUGUAAAGGACUGCAUAUAUAAAACACUUUGAACUUUGAUGUUAUUGCAGGUAAAGUGUCCUGUUUGAACCCGAAAGACACGUCAUGACCAAAUAUGUUCUAUGAUUCACUUUAUAACUCUUCUAUGUAUUCCACAGGCAAACGAUAAAGAAAAUAAAUAAAU
Molecule: messenger RNA, 2080 nt
Organism: Platichthys flesus (European flounder)
Lineage: Eukaryota; Metazoa; Chordata; Actinopteri; Pleuronectiformes; Pleuronectidae
Gene: atpsckmt
Product: fATP synthase c subunit lysine N-methyltransferase
Exons: 4
Coding region: 203-904 (233 amino acids)
Biological process (GO): peptidyl-lysine trimethylation; positive regulation of proton-transporting ATP synthase activity, rotational mechanism; regulation of mitochondrial ATP synthesis coupled proton transport
Cellular component (GO): mitochondrion
Molecular function (GO): protein-lysine N-methyltransferase activity
Source: RefSeq, a predicted model, not a curated record